Molecule: messenger RNA, 3223 nt
Organism: Nylanderia fulva
Lineage: Eukaryota; Metazoa; Arthropoda; Insecta; Hymenoptera; Formicidae
Gene: Psi
Product: P-element somatic inhibitor
Biological process (GO): regulation of DNA-templated transcription
Molecular function (GO): RNA binding
Source: RefSeq, a predicted model, not a curated record
ACGACCGCGCUUCCCAUGACUGACGCUUGCGCCGUGCCGUUCUACAGUUCUACUCCCGUGAAAGUACGGUUCUUUCACUGUCGUAAACCUGUCCGCUUCUGACGAAUAUCGUCGUGCGCAUCGAAAUAUCAUCGUUUUCGUGUUGUACGAAAUAUUCGUGUUUGUCCCUCGUCUACGUGCUGGUAUCUGUGCGAGACUAAUCGCGUCGAACGCCGGUGACAAUUUUGGACAGGCAGGACUGCACACAGCUACGUACAUACAUACAUAUAUAUAUAUAUUAUAUAUAUAUACGUAUACACUUAACACACAUACAGACAGUGUAAUUAAUCCAUUAUCGUGUUCUACAACUUCAUGCACCAGCAUGACUGACUAUUCAGCGGUUGCUCCGCCUCAAAACUUCAGUCAAAGCACCGCAUUUGCGGCGGCACUUCAGCGUGCCAAACAGAUUGCUGCAAAAAUAAAUCCAGGUGGUGCAAAUAAUCAAGAUUCCAAGUUGAAACGUCCUCUAGAAGAUAGUUCAGAACCCGAAGCAAAGAAAAUGGCAUCGUUGGUAGCAGAUCCUUUGAUAGGCAUUCGUGGAGGACCUACAGGUUCUAUUGGUGAUUCAAAUAGUCAAGGAUCUAGACCAGUUUCUUCCAGUGUAGGUGGUAUAUGUAACGAAGAUAUCAGAGUUCCAGACAAAAUGGUUGGUUUAAUAAUUGGCAGAGGUGGAGAACAAAUAACGAGAUUGCAAAGCGAAACAGGAUGUAAGAUACAAAUGGCACCAGAAAGUGGUGGACUGCCUGAGCGUGUUUGUACGCUAACUGGUUCCAGAGAAGCUGUCAAUCGCGCAAAGGAACUUGUAUUGUCAAUAGUAAAUCAAAGAAGCAGAAGUGAGGGAAUUGGUGAUCUGACUUUGAGUGGCAGCAGUGCUAGUUCUAGCAGUGGAGGAAUGAUGGGACACCCAGGAUUUGUUGAGAUAAUGAUUCCAGGUCCUAAAGUUGGUCUGAUAAUUGGCAAAGGAGGAGAAACUAUAAAACAACUUCAAGAAAAGUCUGGAGCUAAAAUGGUUGUUAUUCAGGAGGGACCAUCUCAGGAACAAGAAAAGCCAUUGAGAAUAACAGGAGAUCCUCAGAAGGUUGAAUAUGCAAAACAAUUAGUUUAUGAGUUAAUAGCUGAAAAAGAAAUGCAAAUGUUCCAUAGAGGAGGAAGAAGUACAGAUAGAACAGGAAAUUAUUCUAAUGAUAGUGGAUUUAAUCAUGGUCCUGCAAAUAGUGAUGGAGUAGAGGUACUCGUUCCAAGAGCAGCAGUUGGUGUUGUUAUUGGUAAAGGUGGAGAUAUGAUAAAAAAGAUUCAAGCAGAAAGUGGAGCUAAAGUUCAAUUUCAACAAGGAAGAGAAGAUGGCCCUGGUGAUAGAAAAUGUUUAUUAUCAGGAAAGCAUCAAGCUGUUGAGCAGGCUCGUCAGCGAAUUCAAGAGUUAAUUGACAGUGUUAUGAGAAGAGAUGAUGGUAGAAAUAACAUGGGAGGCAGAGGUGGUUUAAGAGGUAAUGGUUUUGGUGGUAAUCGCAAUCCAAAUGAGUAUGGAAGUUGGGAUAGGCGACAAGGAGGUCCUAUGCAAGAUAAAAUUGAAACGACGUUCACUGUUCCGUCUUCUAAAUGCGGAAUUAUAAUUGGCAAAGGUGGCGAGACUAUCAAACAGAUCAAUCAACAGACAGGAGCGCAUUGUGAAUUAGAUAGAAGGAAUCAAAGUAAUGAAAAUGAAAAAAUCUUCAUUAUUCGGGGAAAUCCCGAGCAAGUUGAGCACGCAAAGAGAAUAUUUAACGAAAAAUUAGGCAUGGGCCCAGCUGGUUCUUCAUACGCUGGAGCACAAGGAGCAGUUGGAUAUAAUCCAAAUUGGAAUACAGGCUAUCAAGCAUGGCCAAGUCAACCGCAAUCCAAUGACGGAAGCAAUGCUAAUCAAGGUCCUGUCACAGUCAAUCCACAGACUGGUCAACCAGAUUAUAGCGCUCAAUGGGCUGAGUAUUAUCGGUCAUUAGGUAUGCAUAGAGAAGCGGACAUGAUUGAACAACAGGCAAAACAAGGAAAGCAAGAUCAUAAUCAGCAAGGAGGCAAUUCGCAAAAUCAGUCUAAUCCAGCGACGACGGGUUCUGCCGGACCAAACCAACAGCAGCAACAGCAACAAUCUCAGCAACAACAGCAGGCGGGUGCCGCGCAAAAUGGAGGUCAGGCCGAUUAUAGUGUCCAGUGGGCGGAAUAUUAUAGAAGCAUCGGCAAAAUUAAAGAAGCCGAAGCGAUAGAAGCUCAAAUGAAGGCGGGCAAGCUCGGACUGCAAGGGAAUCAAAUGGCUCAACAACAAAUGCAGACACUACAGGGACAGUCGGCUGGCCCACCAGGUACCACACCCAACGCAUUUCCUCAAACUUAUGGAAGUUAUCCAUCGAUGAAUGCCGGCUCUGCACCAGGUGGUUAUUAUGCAGCGAAUGCUGGAUCUAAUUCUCAACCACAAACGGGACAGCAAAAUCCUUCUUUCCCAUCAGGGUAUCAGAAUUACCCUUACUCACAGACUACUUCUGAGAAUUAAGCUUCCAUUUGAGAGAAAAAGGCAAGCUAUAGUUUUCAGAUAGCUUUCCAUCGGGAUGCGGUUAAUACCUGCUAUAUCUCCAUAUAACUUUUAUCAUAAAUAGUUGCUUCAUAAUCUUCAUAUAUCUUUGAGAAUGUCAUUGAAAAAUCGAUUAUAUUCUGUUUAUACUAUAAUACGUUUCAUGUGUUUUUUAUAUAUAUACAUAUACAUAUAUAGUAGGAUAUCCAUCGUUCUAAGUUUAAGUAACAAAAAAAAAAAAUAUCAAACAACAAGUUUGAUUGAAAAGAAGUAAUAUUAUAAUAUAGUAUCAAUAUCUGAUAUCUGUGUUCUACUUAUACUUAUUGUAUGUAUUUUUGUUCCAUAACAUGUAUUAUUGUAAUAUAAGUUGAAGCUGACAGGUGUGAAGCAGCGGAUCAGAUAGUGGGACGAGGGAUCGACAUCUGUAUCCAUUUUAUUGCAUCCUCUCUCUUUCUCUCUCAUUAAACUUGUUAAAUUAUAUAUCCUUAUAUAUGCGUUGUUAUGAACGAUACUAGCAUAUUUUGUAGCACUAUAUUGCUCAUUAUUUAUGUCUCGACAAAUAUUCAUUUACUUGAAAUACUCGUGUUUCUCAUUAUAACUACAAAUAUUUACUAAAUGCUGUAAUCAAUACAGCUACUAUAUAUA